Messenger RNA from Hypanus sabinus (Atlantic stingray), 1080 nucleotides. Its product is annotated as phosphofurin acidic cluster sorting protein 1-like. The coding region runs from base 207 to 1055 and encodes 282 amino acids. Gene Ontology annotation, molecular function: transmembrane transporter binding. The transcript is spliced from 8 exons. The record is from RefSeq and is a predicted model, not a curated record. Lineage: Eukaryota; Metazoa; Chordata; Chondrichthyes; Myliobatiformes; Dasyatidae. Gene Ontology annotation, biological process: protein localization to plasma membrane.
GUUGUGUGUGUGUGUGUGAAGUUUGCACGCCGGUCUAUUGGUAUGCACGGAGGGAGAGCGGCGUGCAGUUCGGCCGGCGGAGGGAGUGUGCGGUCCACGGCUCGGCGGCUGUCUGCUCUGCUCGGAUCCCCCAGCAGGCUUCCGCUUCCUCUGCGUGUGAGAAGCCGGAACCCGUCGCCUGUGGCCCCGGGACUGGAGCGGCCGCCAUGGCCGAGAGGCCCCACCGCUCGGCGGCGGGCACCGCGCCCAGACCCGUGCACAUGAACCUGUUCGCCACCUGGGAGAUCGACCGCUCCUCGCCCAGCUGCGUGCCCAGGUUGUUCAGUCUGACCCUGAAGAAGCUCCUGGUGUUGAAGGAGUUGGACAAAGACCUGAGUUCGGUGGUGAUCGCUGUGAAGCUGCAGGGCUCGAAGAGGGUGCUGCGCUCGAACGAGAUCCCACUACUGGCCAGCAGUAUGACUGAGACGGACUUACAGCUGACCUUCUCUCUCCAGUACCCGCACUUCCUGAAGCGCGACGCCAACAAGCUCCAGAUCAUGUUGCAGCGCCGGAAGAGGUACAAGAACCGCACAAUCCUCGGCUACAAGACGCUGGCCGUGGGGCUCAUCAACAUGGCUGAGGUCAUGCAGCACCCCAGUGAGGGGGGCCAGGUACUCGGCCUCCAUAGCAACAUCAAGGAAGCCUCGGUUCUGGUGGCCGAGGUGAGGAUUUAUUCUCUGUCCAGCCAGCCCAUCGACCACGAGACCCCCAAGCUGAAGCUGUCAGAUCGAUCCCCGGACAUCGACAAUUACUCGGAGGAUGAAGACGACAGCUUCUCCUCGGAACAGGAAGUCAGCGAUGACCCAAUUCAUGGCCAGGAUAUAUUCUUCGAAGACGAGGAUAUCGCGAAGCGCAAGAAGCCGAGGAGGAAGCUGCCGAACUCGUCCGGCAUCUCCCGCGCGGGGAUGAGCAACCAGCAAAAUAUUAAGCAGAAGUUUGUGGCGCUGCUCAAGAGAUUCAGGGUCUCUGAUGAGGUGAGUGCCCAGCGUCAUCUUGAUUUUCCCCACGAAAAAUAAGGGGACCUGAUUGCAAGGUGAUUUG